Hylaeus volcanicus is the source of this 1758-nucleotide messenger RNA. RefSeq names its product kinesin-like protein KIF14. Gene Ontology annotation, biological process: microtubule-based movement. Gene Ontology annotation, molecular function: microtubule binding; microtubule motor activity; ATP binding. The record is from RefSeq and is a predicted model, not a curated record. Gene Ontology annotation, cellular component: kinesin complex; microtubule. Bases 153 to 1754 code for a protein of 533 amino acids. NCBI's taxonomy places the organism in Eukaryota, Metazoa, Arthropoda, Insecta, Hymenoptera, Colletidae. The transcript has 5 exons.
AUUGUGAUUGGCUGAAGUACGCACUACGCGUACACACUCGUACGUAUCGGUUGGUAUCUGUCAAAGGCGGGCUUCGAUGAGGUUAGUUAAGGAAAACAAAAUUUUCACUGCGUAAAUGUCUUCCACUUAAGAAAUCUACGUGUUUCACUAAUAUGUCACACAAUAUCCUAAAAUCUAUGGGGCAUGGAUUUUGCGAUGCCAUCUUUUCCAGUUCACCUAUUAAUUUUGAUAAGGAAAAUACAAAUUCUCUUAACAAAACAGAAAAGAUAUGUUCUGGGGUAUUUAACACACCUCAAAAAGGGACUGAAAAUUCAAAUGGAAACAAAUGUUUAAAACGCGAUAAACGUAAAAUACUGCUUGAUACUGAAGCAGUUAAAAAUUCGAAGUUGACAAGUACACCUUCUAAUGCAAAUCUUGUUUGCUCCAAGUCUACAAAUGCACUUCAGGGGAAACCAAUUUUGUUUCCUGAAAAUGCAGUACCUAAUGAAAAAUAUAAAACUUCUAAAGUAGUGUCUACUACUUCAUUAAAUGAUAAGACAGCUACUCUACAUUUUUGCACACCUAAGCAAUAUAAAUUACGUACUGUUGUAAAUAAUACAAAAAUGAAUGUUUUACCUUUAAGUAGAACACCCGUAAAACAUUAUUUUAUCGACAAUGCUUUGUCUGAAUCUACUCCUGAUUGUUUUAAUACAGUACAAGUAGAAACACCAUGUGCUAAAACACAUGAAAUUUGUGUAGAAGAUCAAACAGUGUGCGAUGGUGAAAGUAGUAAUUUAAUUGUGGGAAUACGUGUUAGACCUUUAAAUGCAAAAGAAUUAAAUGACUCAAAGAUUACAUCAGUUGUACAAGUAAAUGGUCAGAAUGUUAUUGUUAACUGUGAUACUAUUCAACAUACUUUCAUGUAUGAUCAUUGCUUUAUGUCACAUGUGGAUGCAACUAAAUCUGACCAUGCCAAUCAAGAAACUGUAUUUAAAAGCAUGGUUUUACCAUUAGUACAGAAUGCAUUUGAAGGCUACAAUGUUUGUUUGUUUGCUUAUGGACAAACAGGUUCUGGUAAAAGUUACAGUAUGAUGGGUCAAGAAUCACUACAGAUGAAUUUAACACAGUUUGACGAAGCAACCGGUAUUAUUCCAAGAUUUUGUCAAGAACUAUUUACCAGAAUACACGGAAAUGUAAACACUAAAACAACAGUAGAAAUUAGUUACUUUGAAAUUUAUAAUGAGAAAAUACAUGAUCUAUUAACGAAUGUUAACAAUGGGGUAAAGAGAGCUCCUCUAAAAGUGAGAGAACAUCCUGUUUUUGGUCCUUACAUUGUUGAUUUAAGUCAACAUUGUGUACAGAAUUAUAAAGACUUACAGACUUGGCUGAAAGUAGGUAAUUCACAACGAGUUACUGCAGCAACUGGAAUGAAUGAAAAGAGUUCAAGAUCUCAUAGCAUAUUUAGUAUAAUAUUAACACAAGCACAACAAAGUAUUCAGGUAAAUGAAGAACCAACAGAUGCUAGUCGUCGUAGUAAAAUUAAUUUAGUAGAUUUGGCGGGUAGCGAGAGACUAAGUCAAACUUGUGCCAGUGGAGAUAGACUAAAGGAGGGUGUAUCCAUUAAUAAAUCAUUGCUCACAUUAGGAAAAGUAAUUGCGUCUCUUGCUGAAAAUAUGAAUAAUCGGAAACGAGGUUUUGUUCCAUAUCGUGAGUCGGUGCUUACAUGGCUGUUGAAGGUAAGUAACUUUAAAACAAAUAUAUUCUCCAUCCUUUAGCUAU